Molecule: messenger RNA, 10143 nt
Organism: Dictyostelium discoideum AX4
Lineage: Eukaryota; Evosea; Eumycetozoa; Dictyosteliales; Dictyosteliaceae
Product: IPT/TIG domain-containing protein
Exons: 7
Coding region: 1-10143 (3380 amino acids)
Source: RefSeq, a predicted model, not a curated record
AUGGUAAAAUAUAAAAUAAUAAUAUCAUUUUUAUUUUUUAUUUUAUAUUGCAAUUGUUUCACAUUUGGUAGUUACACAUUUGAUACAAAAAAUUGGUCAACAAAUGGUACACUAUCAUCAUGUGUUUUUUAUGAUUUUGUAAAUAACGAUUAUUAUGAUUUAAGAGCUAUUGUCCACAAUGAUCAUCAAGGUCCUUACAAAGCAAGUUUUCCUGCCGAACUUCCUGGUGGAAUUCAAACACCUUAUACAAUGUAUUUUAAUCCUUGUUUUAAUGAUAAUGUGUGUCCAGGUGGUCUUUCAGUAGGUUGUAUGAGUUAUGUGCAAAAUUCACAAAAAAUUCUUAAUUCCGUUGGUUCACUUUCAGAGCCACAUUCUAUAACAUUAAAUUCAGAAGGUAUUUCUAUUGAAUAUCAAUCAGCUCUUUUACCAUCAACAACAUGUGCCUCUAAUGGUAACCGUAGAACUUUGGUUUUAUUUAUUACUUGUAUCCCAACCGAAACAUUUAAAAUUAUUGGUACUUAUAACAGAAGAGUAUUAUGUGAACAUACAAUUUAUAUAUCUUCAAAAUUAGUUUGUAAAGAUAGAGGAAUAUUAUUUAAUCAAGGUCUAUUUUAUGAUUUAACACCAAUGAAAUUAUUAGCAAGCACUUCACACCAAAUUACCAACAGUGACCAAACACAAGAUAUUCUCUUUAAUUUAUUCGGAAAUGUAAAUAGAUGUGGUACUUUCGGUACAUCAACAUUAAGUUAUCAAUCAUGUAUUUUAACAGUUGCUAAUAAAGUGAUCGAUUAUAAACUAGAUUCAAGAUAUGCAACAUCACCAAAAUCAGUUAUGGUAGGAUCUCUCAGUCAACCAAGAACAAUUACAUUUACAAAUGAUGUAAUAACCAUAAUUUAUAGUUCAACAACUGGUUUCACAGAAUGCUCAUCAAAUGGUAACAAAUAUUCAUCAAAGUAUAUUUUAAUUUGUGAUCCAUUCACAGAAUAUUAUGUAGAUAAAUUUACAUUAGAAUCACAAUGUAUUUAUCAAAUUAAGGUUUAUACUAAAUACGCAUGUCCAACAUUACGUUUAUUCAAACAAACACAAUAUUAUGACCUUUCACCAUUGAUGUUGGAUUCAACAAGAAAUUAUACAACAAGUCAUAUUACAGACGGAUAUGAGUAUAAUAUUGUAUUCAAUAUUGGUAAUAAAGCACAAAUGUGUAGCGAUGCAUUUAAUGAUUAUUAUUUUGCUUGUCAAUAUGAUCCACGUUAUAAAAGUUUUAAUCCACUUGCAAAGGCAAGUUUAGGUCAAAGAGUAACAUUUGAUUUAAAUCAAGUUAAAUUCGAAUAUACUUCACCAAUGUCAGGUUGUUUAAGAACUUUUAUUAUUGUUUUAACUUGUGAUGAAAACCAACAUUAUCAAUUAGUUUCAACUUUAGAAUCUCCUGCAUGUGUAUAUACAGUAACAAUUGAAACUAAAUAUGUAUGUGAAUCAACAAUUUAUUACAAUAGAUUCGACUAUACAUAUUAUGAUAUUACUCCAAUAAAAACAGAAAAAGAUAGUCCAAAUAAAAUAGAUAUUGUUGUUGGUGGAUAUCCAUAUAGACUUUUUUAUGGUAUCGGUAAUACUGUUGAUUAUUGCGGAGAACAAGUGGGAUCAGUCCCUGGUGUAGAUUAUCAAGCUUGUCAAUAUCUCAGUGGUCUUGUUAUUCAAGUCGGUAGUUUAAAAAAUACAUCAAUGAUUCUUAAUAAGGAUGGUAUAAGUAUAUAUCAUACCUCACCAUUCGAUUUAACCAAAGUGUGCCAAAAUACAAGAUAUCAAAGAGUAAACAUUUUAAAUAUGGUAUGUGAUCCAACAGCAACAAAUGUUGUGGUCAGCGCUACUGAGACUGCCAACAAUUGGGCAUGUGAAUAUACAAUCGAAAUUAAAACUAAAUAUGCAUGUUCAAUUAAUUAUGCACCAGUAUUACCAGUUGUUGGAAAUCCAUGUUUAUACAGUUGUACACCACCAGGUGCUUUAAAUCCAAAAGCUAUAGUUAGUGUACUUUUAAAUUUAGGUGUUUGUUUCUCAGAGAUUAAUAAAUAUGGUACAGGUGCACAAUCAUUACUUAAUAUAUUUAAAGAUACUUGGGUUUCAAAUCACAAUGGGUAUGAUGAUUGGAUGGGUGGACAACUUUAUUCACUAUUAUUAACAGGUAAACCACAGUCAACAAUUUCACCAUAUGUUAUUUCAAUUACACAUGAUAAUUUAUGUACAUAUGGUGCCGAUGGGUUAAGUAAAGCAAAAAAUUCAAUCAAUGAUUUUCUUACUAUUACAAAUGAUCUUCUUGAAAUUUCAAAUCGUGCAGUUAGUUUAACCGUUACCAAAUAUACAUAUUCAGAUGGAGCAAUUACAUUAUCAACACAUAAACUUUUAUCAACAUCAACUGGAGGUCUUGCAAUUAUUAAAUACAAAAAUUUGCUAUGCUACUAUUCAAUAGUCCCAAAUUUACAAACUUUAAUUAUUGGGAGUUAUUUGCUUUCUUGCCCAUAUUAUUCACUACCAACUAUUACAGUGCACAGUUUAACACCAUCAAUAGGGAAAGUUGGAGAUACUAUCACAAUUAAUGGUCAAAAUUUAGAUACAGAUAUAUAUGAUGUUUAUUUCAACAUUAUUGAUGACAACAGUAAAAUUAAAGCAACAAUAACAUCAAGAACCGUAAAUUUUGUAAAAGUAAUUGUUCCAAAUGGUUUUGGUAAUGCAUUAGUCUACACUCAAAAUAUACUUAAUCCAACUACCUCCGAUAAACUUUCAUUUUCAUAUCCAUCACCAACGAUUGUCAAAGUAAUUAGUCAACCAUUUAGUACAGGUAUCAUCAAUAGAUUCUUUGUUAUUGGUCAAAACCAUCGUUCUUUAAUAACCAAUAUUGUUAUUAAUCCAUACAUCGAUAAUAUUGAAAAAGAAGCAAUUUAUUGUGAAAUUGAAAAGUAUUGUCCAAGUUCAUCAAAAAUUCCAUCGAUUUCAGGAUCAGCAGUAGGUCAUCCAUGUAUUGAUUCAACAGUUUACUCUGAGAAUUCCCAGUUUUUCGAUUAUUCCAAGUAUGAUGUUUUUGUUUGUAUCAAAUCAUCAUUAGGUGUUGGAAGUGGUAUCAUUAAAUUCCCAUCACAAACAUUUACAUUUGCAUACUCUUAUAAAGCACCUCUCUUAUAUUUUGUACCACCUGGCAUUCGUAUUCCAACUGAUGGUGGUAGUUUUCAAUUGGAUGGUAAAAACUUUCCGCCAACACAAGAAAUCAUUGAUCUCGGUUUAAACACACCUGUAAUCAUUUGGAAUAAUGAUAAUUUUGUUACAUUCAAAGGAACAAAUCUUGCAAAUACCAAUAUCAAUUGGAAGAGUUCGAAAUCGAUUUUAUGUGUUGCACCACCUGGUUUCGGUGGACCAUUCAUCGUUACAGUAACUGUCGGUAAACAAGUGUCAAAGACUAUAUAUCCAAGUGAUUUAGAUGAAAAUCCAACAAAUUAUAAUUUAUAUUAUUAUCCCCCAGCAGUUGUUGACAUAUCAGAAGUUUCAACUGAUGGUGGUGAAGUUAUAAUAAAAGGUACAAAUUUUAUUCCAGCCUCGCUUAAAGAUCAAAUUAAUAAUCAACCAAUAAUCGGUUCACCUCAUUCAGUAGAGUUUAAUAAUGUUUUAUCUUCAUCAUGGACAUGGAUUGAUUCAACACAUGUAAAAGCCAUCGUACAAAAAGGUAUUGGUACAAUCUCUACAAUUGUAAAUGUUGGUGGUCAAAGAUCUGAUUUAAAUCCAAUUCCUGUAAAUUUUUACAAAAGACCUGAACUAGAUAAUAAAAAAUAUGAAAACUUUGCAAAUAGUGAUAUUUUAAUAACUGGUUCUAAUUUUAUACCAGUUGGUGUUUCAGCAGGUUCAUCAAGUUCUGUCAAAAUCGGAGGUAUUCCCUGUAACUCUGUAACAUGGGUAGAUUCAAAAUCUGUUAUUUGUAAUGUGCCAAUUGGAACUGGUGAUAAUUUAAAUAUCCAAGUAACAGUUGGAGGUCAACAAACCGAAUUAAAUGAUUAUUUCUCAUAUUUAGGGCAAUGCGAUUUCCUCUGUAGCGAUUUAUCAAAUUUAGAAUUAGCAAAAGUUAUUGGGGAAAAUAAAAAAGAUUUAAAGAGUACUCUUUUAUUAACAGGUGUAUGUUUAGAACAAAUUGAGCAAUAUAAUUUCACAGAUAUUAAUGAUGAAAUUGAAUCAAGUUGGAUUGAAAACUCAAUUAUUGAUGAUUGGACAAGUGGUAAAUUCUAUAACUAUUUCAAAUCAUCAGAAUCAUACUCAACAGUUAAAACACUUGCAAAAUAUAUUACACCAAAGAAUCCAUGUAUUUAUGAAAAUAAAAGAGUAAAGAAUUCAUUAGAUUACCUUUUUGAAAUCAAUUCAGAUAUUUUCCAUUUAAUUGAACUUUCAAUUUCAUCAAAAAUCAGUUAUCCAGAUUCACCAUAUGAAACUUAUUUCUAUGAAUCAUCAAGCAACCCAGAGUAUGGUCUUUCAAUUAUUACAUUUGAUUCAGCAAUUUGUAGCUUUACAGAAUCAACUAUUCAAGACUAUCAAAGUGGAAAAGUAUUACAAUCAUGUUCAAUCAUUCCAAUUAUAAAUCAAGUAAUUAAUCCAACAACAACACUUCAAGCACCAUAUCAAUAUUCACUUACAAUAAUUGGUAGAUUAUUUGAUAGUUCAACUAGAAUAUUCUUAUCAGGUUAUGAAUGUCCAAUCAUUGGUAAUAUCGCUACUAAUCAAAAUGAUUAUAUUCAAACUCUUAGUUGUUCAGUACCACCAGAAAUCGAAUCAUACUCGGCCUCUCAAAUUACUUUUUACAAUGAUUAUAGUGAAAAUAAUAUAUAUAAUUUCUUGUUUUAUUUUAAAAAAUCAUUCUUUUUUAAAUAUCCAAUUUCAACAGUAACUCAAAUUCAAUACCCAUCAAGUGGUCCAAUUCAAAUGAAUUCUGAAAUUAAAGUAAUUGGUUUUAAUUUCUUCCCAUAUGGUAUUACAAAUCCAAGCAUUCAAGUUUUUAUUGAUGAUCUUGAAUUAACUGAUACUAUAUUUGGAUUAACAAGCAUAAAUGGAGUUGAUUCAUUUUCAUUUAUUGCUUCUGGUUUAGGUUCUUUAAAUUUACCGAUGUUUAUAAACGAUGAUAUUAAUUUAGAAUUCUCAUUUGAAAGACCAAUUAUUAAUAGUAUAUUACCAACAAAUGGAGAUUACAAUACAAAAGUUACAAUUAAUGGUAAUAAUUUUAGAAAAGGUCAAUCAGUAAAAAUUGGAGACAUAUUAGUAAAUGAUAUUGAAUUCAUUUCAAACCAAGAGAUUAUUGCUUCAGCACCAUUUGGAUUUAUUAGUGGACUUGUAGUUGUUUAUUCAGAUGAUCAAUUCAGUUUAGAAGAAAUAUCAUUUAGUUAUACUUCACCAAUUAUAGACCAAGUUAUUCUUUCAAAUUAUGAAUCAAAAUUAAACACAACAGGUACAAAUUAUUUCACAGUAAUAGGUAGAGGUUUAGGUACAUACAUUGCAGAACAAGUCGAUAUUAUUAUCAAUCAAGAGUUUUAUGCAAGUUGCGAAUUCGAUUUCUGUGAAAGUUUAGAAAUUAUUGAAGAUAUAGAUAUAAAAGAUCAAGGAAUUUGUCAAUAUUUAAAAUAUAAUAAAUAUCAAUAUAUCAAUGAAAACUUUGAUAUAUUAAAUUGUAUUUUAACCGAUUCGAUUGGUAAAGAUAAAUCAAUCAGUAUCAAAAUUUCAGAAUUCCAAAACCAAACUUUCACCUACUCUUAUUAUGAACCAUGGAUUGAAAAAUUAACACAAAACUCUUCAUCAGCAAACACUGAUGGUGGUGAAGUUAUCGUUAUAAAUGGUUACAACUUUUUACCAUUCGAAAAUUUAAGUCCAUACUAUGAAAACAAUGAAACUAUUGCACAAUGGUUAAAUCAAUCAGAAAUAUUAAUUGGUGAAAGCUAUCUUUGUCAAUCAAUUAAUUGGACCAAUUCCUAUGAAUUAAAUUGUACAAUCCCACCAGGAAUUGGUGUUAAUCAUACAAUCAUUGUAAAAGUAGGCCUUCAAUCAUCAAAUCAUACUGAUUAUUUGUAUUCUUACGAUUCACCAAACCUUGAUACAAUCAAUAACUCCACUGGAAAUGAAACACAUUACUAUUCUUCAACAGAUGGUAACAAUGAAAUUAUAAUAACAGGUUAUAACUUUAUUCCAAAAGAGUUAUCAGAUCAUUACAACCAGAAUGAAAAUAAAACCAUAAAUUCAAUACUAUUAGGUAAACAAUAUUGUAAUGAAACUAUUUGGAUUAAUUCAACAACAGUCAAAUGUAAACCAAUAGCAGGUAUCGGGUCAAAUUACAAAAUUAUCAUUAAAGUUGGUAAUCAAGAUUCAAACGAAACCGUUUACUUCUCAUAUGAGAAGCCAAUUUUAGAUUUAAAGAAUUACACAGGUUCAACAAAUGGUAAUACUGAAAUUACAAUAACAGGUAUCAACUUUAUUCCAAAAGAAUUAGCAGAUAAUAAUAAUUUCAAUCAAUCAGAGAACUAUAUAAUGAUUGGUGAUAAUAAAUGUAACGAAACUAUUUGGAUCAACUCAACAACAGUUAAAUGUAAACCAAUAUCAGGUACUGGUAUCAAUCAUAGAGUUAUAAUAACAGUUGGUAAUCAAAACUCAAAUGAAACGGUCUACUUUUCAUAUGAUAAACCAAUUUUAGAUAUUAAAAACUAUAGUAGUCCAACUGAUGGCAAUACUGAAAUCACAAUAACAGGUGAAAACUUUAUUCCAAAAGAAUUAGCAGAAAAUAAUAAUUUCAAUCAAUCAGAGAACUAUAUAAUGAUUGGUAAUAAUGAAUGUAAUGAAACUAUUUGGAUCAAUUCAACAACAGUUAAAUGUAAACCGUUAGCAGGUAUCGGGUCAAAUUACAAAAUUUUCAUUAAAGUUGGUAAUCAAGAUUCAAAUGAAACCGUUUACUUCUCAUAUGAGAUGCCAAUUUUAGAUUUAAAGAAUUACACAGGUUCAACAAAUGGUAAUACUGAAAUUACAAUAACAGGUAUCAACUUUAUUCCAAAAGAAUUAGCAGAUAAUAAUAAUUUCAAUCAAUCAGAGAACUAUAUAAUGAUUGGUGAUAAUAAAUGUAAUGAAACUACUUGGAUCAAUUCAACAACAGUUAAAUGUAAACCAAUAUCAGGUACUGGUAUCAAUCAUAAAGUUAUCAUAACAGUUGGUAAUCAAAACUCAAAUGAAACGGUCUACUUUUCAUAUGAUAAACCAAUUUUAGAUAUUAAAAACUAUAGUAGUCCAACUGAUGGAAAUACUGAAAUCACAAUUACAGGUGAAAACUUUAUUGAAAAUUAUAAUCAAGAAAAACAUAAUGAAAAUGAUAAUUUCGUUAGAAUUGGUGAAAAUAAAUGUAAUGAAACAAAGUGGAUAAAUUCGACAACAAUUAAAUGUAAAAUAAUUCAAGGUAUUGGUUUAGAUUAUAAAAUAGUUGUAACAGUUGCCAAUCAACAAUCAAAUGAAAAUGUUUUCUUUUCAUAUGAAAAACCAAUGAUUGACAGUAAAACACUAUUAGCAUCAACCAGUGGCAGUGAAACUAUUAAAAUUACAGGUACUAAUUUCAUUCCAUCAACUUUAGUAGAACAUUACAACAAAGAAGAAAAUAAAGAUAACUCAAUAAAUUCAGUUACUAUCAAUAACGAGUUUUGUAAUGAUAUUACAUGGAUUAGCUCAACAGAACUAACAUGUAAACCAUUAGCAGGAGUUGGAACCAAUCAUACUAUAUUCAUUUUGGUUGGAACUCAAAAAUCAAAUGAAGAAAACUCAUUCUCAUAUAAACCUCCGAAUAUUGAAGAGUUUAAAUACUACACAGCACCAACACAUUCCAAUAAAAUUAUUACUAUAACUGGUGAAAACUUUAUUCCAAUCGAAUUAUUAUCAAAAGACAACAGCAAUAGUUCAGUACUUAUUGAUAAUAUAAAAUGUGAAGAAAUCAAAUGGAUUGAUUCAACAAAAGUUUCAUGUCAAGUUCCAGUAGGUCAAGGUAAAGAUUUAUCGAUUAAAGUUAAAAUUGAAAAUCAAGAAACUGAAGAAAAUCAACAAUUUUCAUAUGAUAAACCAUUUAUUCAAUCAAUCAAUCCAAAUAAAGGAAGAUGUAAUCAAGAAGUAUUAAUUACAAUUCAAGGUGAUAGUUUUGGAAAGAGUGAUCAACUAAUUAAAAUUGGUAAUAACGAAUGUCAAGAUAUUCAAUUCUAUCCAAAUCAUACAUUUACAUGUAAAGUUCCAAUCGUGGAGAAUUCAAUUGAAUCCAUUGUUUUAUUAAAUGUUGGCAAUCAAGAUUCAAACGAUAACAUUACAUAUAAAUACUAUGGACCACCAGAAAUUAAAAGUAUUGGUUUACCAUCAUAUCUUUCAUUCAAAGGUGAUGAUUUAAUUACAAUCAUUGGUAAUAACUUUAUAGAAUAUGAUGAUGGAUCUGAUGAAAUUGUUAAAUUUAAUAAUGAACCAACAACUAUCAUUGAAAACACAGAAACAUACAUUAAAAUUAAAACUCUUAGUGGUGAUGAAUUUAAUGUACCAAUUGCUGUAGAAUUAAAUGGUCAAAUAAGUAAUACAGAUACUUCAUUCGUUUACUCAAAUCCAAUAAUUGAAAGUGUAACACCAUCAUCAAGUAGCUCAAAAUCAAAUACUAAUAUCAUCAUUAAAGGACAUAAUCUUGGGUAUUUAACAAACACUCCCAAAAUUACAAUUGGAAGUAGUAAUUGUUUAAAUAUCAAAACUAUAUCUCCAAAUGAAAUUCAUUGCAUCGUUAUGAAAUCAAGCGCAGGCACUAAACAAUUAACAUUAACCUAUGAAAGUUAUCAACCAACCUAUUCACAAUUCACUCACAAAAACGAUGAUGACAGUGAUAGCCACGAUGAUGAUGAUGAUGACCAUAAAAACAAUAAUGGACCAAAAAACACCAUAUUAAGUAUUCUUGGAGGUAUAAUUGGAGCAGCAGCAUCAGCAGCCGUAAGUGGAUUUAUAACAAGCAUUUUCGGUGGUGCGACAUCAGUAGCCACAGCAGCAGCAACAGCAACAGCAGCAGGUACUGCGGUAGCAGCAGCAACUACAGCGUCAACAGCAACAGCUAUUGCCGGUGCAAUUACCGAAGGUGUUGCAGUGGCCUUUACAGGGGUAUCAGUAAUAGCAGCAACAGCAGGUGGUGUUGUUAUUACUUCAAUUGUAACAGCAACAGCCAUCCUUAUUUCAGGUGGAAGUACACAAUCACCAACUCCAACCAUAGCUCCAACUAUUUCACCAACUCCAACGCCAACCGAUAACUAUUGGGUAAGAUGUAUGGUCGAUUAUUCAAGAUUAACUUUACAAGUCGAUAAUCUUUACGGUCAAGAUAUAGUAUGUAUUGAUGGUAAUGGAAUUUCAUCAAUUUUCAACGAAUCAUUCUCUUGUAAACCUGAUCUUAUUAACGAUGGUAUGAUAUGUGCUCAACAACAUCAAGAUGGAACAAAUUCAACAACCACAUUUGGUAAUUCAACAUUAAUUUGUCAUAUUGACUCAACAAAAUCAUGUGAAAUUUCACCACCAUUCAUCAUACCAUCCGAUCCAAUUGAAGAUGAUGAAUAUUCAAAUAUUCUAGAAUGUCAAUAUAAUCUCAUUGAAAAUUCAUUAUCAACACACUCUAAUAAUAGUCCACUAAGAUGUUAUAAUAAUGAAACUGAAAAUUACUUCAUUAUGAAUACUACACUUUCAUGCUCAAAAGAUGAAUCAUUAAGUCAAGAUAAAGAUACGAUUUCUUGUUUAGCAGAUACAGAUGACACUCAAAUCUUUUUCUAUAAGAACUCAAUUACAUGCAUUACAGAUUAUCCAUACUAUAGAUGUACAAUGAAAUCUCAACCAUCACAAGAUGAUAACAUAAUUCCAAAACCAACAUUACCACCAAUUCCAUCAAUUGAUGAUGAUUCCACAUGUAUUUAUGAUUCAGCCAAUUCAUAUUCAAUAGAUCUCCAACUAACGACUGGAACUAAUGCUAAAUGUCCAAAAAAUGAAAAAGAACUUCGUUAUGAUCUUUCAACUUCUCUAACAUGCACUGAUUAUAUCACACUUAAAAACUCCACUUAUUCAAUUUCAUAUUCAAAUUACAUUUGCAUUAAAACAAAAUAA